This is a messenger RNA of Physella acuta, 1120 nucleotides long. RefSeq lists its product as uncharacterized. The record is from RefSeq and is a predicted model, not a curated record. NCBI's taxonomy places the organism in Eukaryota, Metazoa, Mollusca, Gastropoda, Physidae.
GAAUACUCCGUAUCUGCACCAAACAUAUUACACAAGCAAUUCAAUGACAACACAAAUCGAAAGUUUCUCAGCCCCAACGGAGAUAGGAAUGCUGCUCCUUGCCGGAAGAAACAAGGAGGAAUACUAUUCCGCAGAUUCAAUUUAUGUGUACCCCGAUGCAACAAAGUAUACAUUUUAUGGUCGUAGAAUACGGAAUAGCGAAGGGGAAUAUAUGUUUGAUUACUACGUGUUGAUUACCUCUGGAAAAGACGUAAUACCUCCUCUAACGGUUGUGUUCACCAACGGUACAAAAAAAGAAAUCGACACUCCAGAAAUGGGAGACAUGUACAAGUUCCCCAACAUAACGAAGGUGGAAGGACCCUUUGAGUUUCUCGUCUACGCAUGCAAUUUUGAGCAAUUCGAGUUCUUUCAGCCGGAGUUUUACCAUCAGUAUAAGAGUGCUCAUGUAUUGCUGAAUCCAUUGCAUGAACAGAUCUUAGAAGUCAUGAUAACUGUGACUGGUACGAAAGAGGCCUUGGAUAAUCUCAAAAUGAACGGGAAACCAUUGGCUUUGAGUUAUAUUCGUGUCGUGUAUCAAGAAGACGACAUGUAUUCGGGGGAGGCUAAAAUCACUGCUCAACCUGUGCAAAUCAGCUCAACAAAAAAUAUAUCAAUUUUCGUAAACGCUGUGAACAGGAGAAAAAAUUAUUUUGAAUAUUCUAGUCAUGGACCAUCAGCGACGCUUUUAGAUGCCACACAUUUCAACAUAAGUGAGAAAGAACCCGAACCCCAACGCAAAUCUGAAACCGAACCCGUAGCUGUAGCUGCUCCUGGCUAUAAUGAAUUUAAUAUAGUUUGCAGACCGGACCUCUACGGAGUAGGUUGUGCCAAGCACUGCCUUUGUGAUAAAAAAUGUCGAAUAGACGGUACCUGCGCCACCACGCCUUGCAGAAUGGGAACUUUUGGGGACGGCUGUAAACAUGAGGACCUAGCCAUCCACGCCACGGACGUUUCGCCUCGUGAGUUGUUUGAUGGGGACAUUAACACUGGCACCGUACUGGCCAAUGUCAAGGCUUCUGUGACGUUGAAUAAACCUACACCUGUAAACUCUUUUACCUUCGUGUUUGACAAAGGAGCAUAA